AGAAAGAGACUCUCGCUCGCUUGCAACGUUUGUAGACGAAAAAAAAUCAAGUGCGAUGGAAUUAAACCUGUGUGUGGAAAAUGUCUUAAGCAAGACCAAGAAUGCAGCUAUUCUUCUUCAAACAAGAAGAGAGGACCGAGACAGGGUCACAUUGAAAUAUUGGAACAGCGAUUAAAGAAAAUGGAA
This is a messenger RNA of Mucor mucedo, 186 nucleotides long. RefSeq lists its product as uncharacterized. The transcript has 2 exons. Gene Ontology annotation, molecular function: DNA binding; DNA-binding transcription factor activity, RNA polymerase II-specific; zinc ion binding. The annotation marks the transcript as partial. Lineage: Eukaryota; Fungi; Mucoromycota; Mucoromycetes; Mucorales; Mucoraceae. Gene Ontology annotation, biological process: regulation of DNA-templated transcription. The record is from RefSeq and is a predicted model, not a curated record. Gene Ontology annotation, cellular component: nucleus.